Cyprinodon tularosa is the source of this 1745-nucleotide messenger RNA. RefSeq names its product CKLF-like MARVEL transmembrane domain containing 4 (gene cmtm4). Gene Ontology annotation, cellular component: membrane. Lineage: Eukaryota; Metazoa; Chordata; Actinopteri; Cyprinodontiformes; Cyprinodontidae. The transcript has 5 exons. Bases 380 to 1006 code for a protein of 208 amino acids. The record is from RefSeq and is a predicted model, not a curated record.
UUUCAGAGGGGGCGGAGACAAGCUGCUUUCCAUCCACAGCGAGCAAAGCGGCGACCACUGCGCGCCUCUCUAAUUGAGUUAGUUAGAACCCCAAUUACUGGAGGAUUUGUUUUCCUUUCGCUUAUAGAUAAUAGAUAAUGUGUGAUCUAAAUAAUAAUCUAGGUCGCCGGGUGUAAACGGACAGUGGGACUGGAACCAGAGGAUGAGUGCGGCUCUCUAAAGCCAGCGGGAGGAAACGCAGCGGCUUUGCUUUUCUUGCGCGUCGUGACCUGGACCAUCUACCGCUGGAUGAGGCGAUGAAAAGCGAACCUUAGGGUUUGUUCCCUCCGUUCACCUCCAGCCUACAUAAAACCAAGGUCCAGAGUCUCCAGAAAUCACCAUGAGGACCACCGAGGAGACCGAGGGCUUUGAUGGCGAGGCCUCCAACACGUCCAUGAUCUCCGGGGCCAGCAGCCCGUACCAGCCCACCACAGAGCCCGUCCUUUCGCGCAACGUUUUAGGGGCGAUACGAUGCGACAUGGAGUACCUCCGGUCUUACUUGGGGAUUUUAAAGGCGGUGGAAGUGGUCCUGGCUCUCAUCGGCUUCAUCUGCAUAGAGACCAUCAUGAUGUGUUCUCCCUGUGGAGGUGUCUACUUCUUCGAGUUUGUCAGCUGCAGUGCCUUCGUGGUGACAGGAGUUCUUCUCCUGAUCUUCUGCCUUAACCUCCACAUCAAGGUUCCCCAGGUCAACUGGAACCUCACGGAUCUAGUUAACACCGCUGCCAGCACCUUUUUCUUCUUCCUCUCUUCCCUCGUUCUGGCCUGCAUCAACCACAACACUGGAGCUGAAAUAGCAGCAGUGACCUUUGGCUUCCUGGUGACAGGUGUGUAUGGCCUUAACACCUUCCUGGCAGUACGGAGGUGGCGCCGCGGCAAUGGGUGUCAGGGGGCCGCUCAGACCAGCGAGUACAUUCGAGCGCGCACAGCAUCUCGAGGAGAAAUGGAGGCUCGACCCGAGCUCGCAUGAGACCUGGCAAAAAGAAGGCGACUGACUGACAUGGACGCAAAAGAAAUUAAUGGAGUUUUGGACCUCGACAGCUCUCACACCAAAGCAGGAUUCCUUUCACAACCAGAGAGUCAAUCAGUAGCCAUUGAGAGUCCUGAAAGGCUGGAUCGGGACUAAAGGUGUAAACCGACAAGGAAACCAUCCUCCACUUCAUUGUCACUAAAAAAGCACUGUGGUGACAUUAGCCGAGGUUUUGCCUUUCACUGUGAUUGGAGUUUUACAUGUUUCCUACAGUCCUCCAGGUUUCUGUGACGUAUGGACGAGGGAUAGACAGUAGCUCUAUCAGCAAUCGUCUCUUUAUCGAUCCUUUAUCCUACAGCCUCUACCUGUCCUGGUAGCAGAAAGACAUCUCAAAUGUCUCUGACUGUUGCUAGCAUGAAAUCAGUGAACUAUUUACCAUCAGCAGCCAGUAGGAAGGUCAGUUUUUAUGAUUGAUGAGAAACAUUUGACUGUCACUGAAAAAAAUUCUAUAUUAUAUGUUUUAACUUUAUUCCUAGACAACCAAAAAUCUUAGAUAUCAAGCUUGCCUUGGUUUUAUUAACUUCUAGCAGGGCUUUUUUGUUGUUGUUUUUGUUGUGAUAGUACAUAAUAAUGACCUUAUUUUAUCCCAUUAUCUCAGCACCCUAUCAAGAUCUCUGAUUCAAAUGAUUAUGUUAUACUUGUUACUUCCAUUCAAUAUAUUGUUUCAGCUGCAAGUUCA